Molecule: messenger RNA, 964 nt
Organism: Eurytemora carolleeae
Lineage: Eukaryota; Metazoa; Arthropoda; Copepoda; Calanoida; Temoridae
Gene: RpS2
Product: 40S ribosomal protein S2
Exons: 4
Coding region: 36-890 (284 amino acids)
Biological process (GO): translation
Cellular component (GO): ribosome; cytosolic small ribosomal subunit
Molecular function (GO): structural constituent of ribosome; RNA binding
Source: RefSeq, a predicted model, not a curated record
ACUACGCAAAAUUUAAGUUUAAUAUUUGUUGCAGAAUGGCGGACGCAGCUCCUGCCGAUCGUGGUGGUUUCAGAGGUGGAUUCGGAGAUAGAGGACGUGGCCGUGGAGGUGACAGAGGCCGUGGGGAUCGUGGAGGACGUGGUCGCGGUCGUGGACGCGGCCGUGGAGGUCGUGGUGGCAAAGAGGAUAAGGAAUGGGUCCCAGUGACAAAGCUUGGACGUCUUGUAAAAGAUGGAAAGAUUAAGUCUUUGGAGGAGAUUUAUCUUUUCUCUCUCCCCAUCAAAGAGUUUGAGAUCAUUGAUCAUUUCCUCGGCCCCGCACUCAAGGACGAGGUACUCAAGAUCAUGCCCGUUCAGAAGCAGACCCGUGCCGGUCAGAGGACUAGGUUCAAGGCUUUCGUAGCUAUUGGUGAUUAUAACGGUCACGUUGGUCUGGGUGUCAAGUGCAGCAAGGAGGUUGCUACUGCAAUCCGUGGUGCCAUUAUCCUGGCCAAGCUUUCCAUCGUUCCUGUGAGGAGAGGAUUCUGGGGUAACAAAAUCGGUAAACCCCAUACCGUCCCCUCUAAGGUUACCGGAAAGUGCGGUUCUAUCUGGGUGCGUUUGAUCCCUGCCCCCCGUGGAACAGGAAUCGUCUCUGCCCCAGUUCCAAAGAAGCUGCUCCAGAUGGCUGGUAUCGAGGAUUGCUACACCUCUGCAAAGGGUUCCACUGGUACCCUUGGAAACUUUGCCAAGGCCACCUACGCAGCUAUUGCUAGGACCUAUUCCUUCCUCACCCCUGACCUGUGGAAGGAGACCGUGUUCUCCAAGUCUCCCUACCAGGAGCACACUGACUUCCUCUCAAAGAACCACAAACCCCUGGCUAGCCAGAGACAGGAACAGAGGCAGUACUGAGCGCAAUGAUUAUUCAUUUCGCGAUUUCGCAACUUUCUUGUUAAGUUACUGAAAAUAAACUGACAGAAAAUUAA